Cooperia oncophora is the source of this 1749-nucleotide messenger RNA. The record is from the annotation of a GenBank genome assembly. Lineage: Eukaryota; Metazoa; Nematoda; Chromadorea; Rhabditida; Trichostrongylidae.
AUGUUGGCCUCCACGUGCCUGCACGUCUAUUUCACCCGGAAAAAUACCGACAAAGUGAAGCAUAUCCGCAGCUACACGGAAAAAAUCCAUGUGGAGAACGGUAUUUUGGACAAAGAAACUGACUACGAGGUUACGGUAGCGUGGCUGAAUCGGUACUCGGAUGCCAGCGGUAUUUCGGAUCCAAAAUCGUUCCGAACUGGAUUUGGUUACCCAUCAGCGCCACGCUCGUUGCAAGCCGUUGCUGUCACUCCAGAUACGGUAUACCUGUACUGGAAUCUUCCCGAAACACUGAAUGCACCCAUUGCUGAAAUCAAGUACAAGAUUACUUCGCAACAAGCAUCUGGUCUGGCGUCACCAACCAGUAUUGCCGUUCAAGAAUACGCAGAUGGAGCUUUUUCGCCUACGACCUCCGACUCUGCAUCUUGCCUUGCAUCCGGUCGUACAAAGGACAUCCCUGGAACGCUCCGUCCAGACAAUGUGACCGGAUCGUCGUUGUUGCUUCGAUGGAACAGUCUGCAAGCCGAGCAACCACCAUCGGUCAUUUCUGUACAGUAUAAAGAGACAGGUGGCACAAGUGGGUGGAAAUCGCCAUCGAAUGCUUCGUUCGACCCUUCAGUAUCAACUAUCCUUGUUCUCAUAAAUGGCCUGCUCUCUGCCACCUCCUAUGAUUACCGGUUCGUUGCCGCCUACUCAGGAACGUUUACGAUUGAAAAUCGAGCGAUCGGAUUCAAGGAGUAUUACUACCAAGGUGUCCAACAAGCCAAAACGAAAGCUGGUGUGCCAACUGCACCGGUGCAAGUGGAAGCCCGAAUGGACGAAGAGGGAUGGAUUGUAUCGUGGAAAGAACCAACCAGCGAUGGUGGCUCGCCGAUUACUAGUUAUGCUGUUGAGAUGCGCCACAACCGUUCCGCUGAAUGGGAGAUUGCUGAACGAGGAUUGGACGGUUGGAAGCUGUGGUGGAGACCGGCCAAAAGUGACCGUCGUCAGCCGUGGGAAUUCAGAGUGCGAGCGGCCAAUCUCGAAGGUUUCGGGGCGUACGGAUAUUCAAGUGACACCGUAGUGCCACCAGCUGCUGAAGAGACCUCGCAGUCUUGGCUUUACGUUGUGCUCACUGUGUCGCUGAUUGCGAUUCUAGUGCUGCUCACACUCAUUUUCCUGAUGAGUAUGGUUCUUUUACGUACCAACUUCGACCAUCCGAACAUUGUGAAACUUUUGGGCGUUUGUCUCGAAGGUCCAAAGGAAUACCUCAUUCUCGAGCUCAUGGAAGGAGGUGAUCUUCUGAAUUUCCUGAAGGCGAGUUCACCAACUGAUUCAUAUCCAUCUCAACUCUCCUUACGUGAUGUGCUGUCGAUGUUAAUUGAUAUCGGUCGAGGAGGAGCGUACUUGGAGUCGAUUCGGCAUGUUCAUCGAGAUUUGGCUGCAAGGAAUUGUCUGAUCAGUUCACGAACCCCUCGUUCACAUCGUGUCACGAAGAUAGCUGACUUUGGUCUUGCUCGAGGCGUGUACAAUAGUGAAUAUUACCGUGUUCGUGGAGAGGACUUCCUUCCACUAAGGUGGUUAGCUCCCGAGUGUAUCACGGAUGGUUUGUUCUCAUCGAAAAGCGACAUUUGGGCCUUUGGUAUUUUAAUGUAUGAAAUUGUUAGUCUGGGUCAGAAACCUUACUUGAACAUGGAUAAUAAUCAGGUUCUCACACAUGUUCGGAAUGGAGGCACUCCCGCAAAGCCUGUCUACUGCCCUGAUCCGUUGUGA